Molecule: messenger RNA, 5115 nt
Organism: Sardina pilchardus (European sardine)
Lineage: Eukaryota; Metazoa; Chordata; Actinopteri; Clupeiformes; Clupeidae
Gene: clockb
Product: clock circadian regulator b
Exons: 23
Coding region: 676-3447 (923 amino acids)
Biological process (GO): regulation of transcription by RNA polymerase II; circadian regulation of gene expression
Cellular component (GO): CLOCK-BMAL transcription complex; cytoplasm; nucleus
Molecular function (GO): DNA-binding transcription factor activity, RNA polymerase II-specific; E-box binding; protein dimerization activity
Source: RefSeq, a predicted model, not a curated record
CCUACCAUCAACUCAUGAGCCUGAUCGAUGUUUGAAACAGCGCCAAGCUCAAUAUUCCCGAACGAUCUUUUAACAUCUGAUAUUUAGCCUAGUCUUUAAAAAGGAAAUCCGUCCGCAUUCCGUGAGCAACAGUUGGUCUUAUUCUCAUGCCAAACACCAAGAUUGUUGUUCAUUGAGGCAUGUACCCUUGAGUCCUGCGCUUGCCAAAUAGUGCGCCCUACUGACACCAUUGCGCAUGACUGGAAAAUGCAGAGAGAAGUGGGCCUACUGUUUUGAGUAGAAGUCUUUUGCAGCCCCGGAUCAAAACAAUCAACGACGUUAAGGUACACUUAGAAGAAUACCAUCCGAGACCUCAAGUUCCAAGGAUAUUUGUCACAAGGUCUCUCGAGAAGACAGAUGUUGCAAAGUGGCAACAUUAAAGAAAUAAUGUAACGUUAAGCGUCUGCUUUGGCUGAUGAGGUCUGAUAUGCCUACGUUCAUUCAGUAAUGGAAAAGAAGCCGGAAUGUUUGGCAGUAAUCUAUUCUACCUGAAGUCAAGUACCAGCCCUAACCUAAGGUGGAGUGGGACGUCUGAAGAAAACACGCACGCUGCAGCUGCCUAGUGGCACUGCUGCAAAUGUCUUCCUCACGCCUAAAGAGUCUUCCUCCAUAAAGGCAACCCUGAAGCAACUCAAGAUGACAGCAAGCAUUGACAGCAGGGAUGAUGUUUUUGAUGGAUUGAUGGAGGAAGAUGAGAAGGAUAAAGCAAAACGAGUUUCCAGAAACAAGUCCGAAAAGAAGCGCCGAGACCAGUUCAAUGUGCUCAUCAAGGAACUGGGCGGCAUGCUGCCGGGAAACACACGCAAGAUGGAUAAGUCCACCAUCCUGCAGAAGAGCAUCGACUUCCUCCGCAAGCAUAAAGAAAUUGCAGCUCAGUCUGAGUCCAGUGAGAUUCGUCAGGACUGGAAGCCGCAGUUCCUCAGCAACGAGGAGUUUACACAACUCAUGCUGGAGGCCCUGGAUGGGUUUUUCUUAGCAAUAAUGACAGAUGGAAAUAUCAUUUAUGUAUCUGAGAGUGUUACUUCCCUAUUGGAACACCUGCCUUCCGACCUGGUAGACCAGAACCUCCUGAACUUCCUGCCCGAGGGGGAGCACUCCGAGGUGUACAAGGCCCUCUCUUCCCAUCCGGAGGGGGACAGCCUGAGCCCAGAUUACCUCAAGACCAAGAAUCAGAUGGAGUUCUGCUGCCAUAUGCUGAGGGGCAACAUCGACCCCAAGGAGCCGCCGAUCUACGAACACGUCAAGUUCAUCGGCAGCUUUAAAUCGCUGCAUACUGCCCCGCUGGUGACCAGGAACGGUUUGGAGGGCGUGCUGCAGCGGGCACUGCGACCGGCCUUCGACGACCAAGUGUGUUUCAUAGCAACGGUGAAGCUGGUCAAGCCGCAGUUCAUCAAGGAGAUGUGCACCGUGGAUGAGCCGAAUGAAGAAUUUACCUCCAGACACAGCCUGGAGUGGAAGUUCCUCUUCCUGGAUCACAGGGCCCCUCCUAUCAUAGGGUAUCUCCCGUUUGAGGUGUUGGGGACAUCAGGCUAUGAUUACUAUCAUGUGGAUGACCUGGAAGCGCUGGCCAAAUGCCACGAGCACUUGAUGCAGUAUGGGAAGGGGAAGUCGUGCUACUAUCGCUUCCUGACCAAAGGGCAGCAGUGGAUCUGGCUGCAGACGCAGUACUACAUUACCUAUCAUCAGUGGAACUCCAGGCCAGAGUUCAUCGUCUGCGUGCAUACAGUCGUCAGUUACGCUGAGGUGAGGUCGGAGAGACGUCGAGGGAUGGGCAUCGAAGAAUCCCCACCUGAGAUCACUGACAAGGGUCAGGACUCUGGCUCCGAGUCGCAGCUGAACACGUCCAGCCUGAAGGAGGCGCUAGAGCGCUUCAGCCACAGUCGCUCGCCGUCCACUUCCUCCCGCAGCUCUCGCAAGUCUUCCCACACCGCCAUCUCAGACAACACCUGUGCCUCCACGCCUUCUAAGAUACAGCUGGACACCAGUACCUCCCCCCACCCUGCGGCCCCAUCCACCAUUGAGAUGUCCUCCCAGCGCCGGUCUUCCAUCAGCAAUCAGUCCAUGUGCUCCCAGACCACGGCCCAGAGUGCAACACCACCACUGGGGCCGCCGUCGCAGCAGCAACAGCAGCAACAACAACAACAACAACAACAACAACAACAACAACAACAACAACAACAACAACAACAGCAGCCACAGCAGCAGCAACAGGCACAGGCACAGCCCGCUGUGCAGUUCACGGCCCAGCUGAAUGCCAUGCAGCACCUGAAGGACCAGCUGGAGCAGCGCACGCGUGCCAUCGAGGCCAACAUCCAGAAGCAGCAGGAAGAGCUGCGGCAGAUCCAGGAGCAGCUGCACCGCGUACAGGGCACGGGGACGCAGGUAUGCCAACCAGUGAUGUUCCUGCAGCAGGCUGCGUCGGGUGGUCUGAACGUGCAGCUGGCGCCGGGUGGUGCCACCAUGCUGGGAGCGGCGGGCACUCAGGCAAAUGUGCUGACCAUCCAGCCUGGCCAGCAGCAGAGCGUCACCAGCUCCGAGCAGGCAGUCGCAGUCGCAGUCCAGCAACAACAGCAACAACAACAACAACAGCUGCAGCAACAACAACAGCAACUACAACAACAGCAGCAACAACAACAACAGCAGCAGCAGCAGCAGCAACAACAGCAGCAGCAGCAGCAGGCCACAGCUUCCCAGCAACAGCAGCAGGCCCUCGCACAGACCCAGCGUGCAUCCCAGGGUGCUUUGCCCACUCCGCUAUACAACAUGAUGAUUUCACAGCCUGGCUCUGCCAACGUGAUGCCCAUAGCAACCACCCUGGCACACAACAGCUCCCAGGGGGGUGCCACCAUCACCACCUUCACCCAGGACCGACAGAUCAGGUUCCCAGCCGGCCAGCAGCUGGUCACUAAGUUGGUGACGGCGCCCAUGACGUGCGGCGCGGUCAUGGUGCCCACCACCAUGUUCAUGGGGCAGGUGGUGACGGCCUACAGCCCCUUCCAGCAGGGCCAGCCCCAGGCCAUCACGCUUCAGCAGCAGCCGCAGCCGGGCCAGACGCAGGUCGACUCGCAGACGCAGGCUGCCCAGGGCCAGGUCGUGCAGUCAGGAGUCGCCCAGCAGGCGCAGCAGCAGCAGCAGCAGCAGCAGGCAGCGCAGUUCCUGCAGGGGACCCGUCUGCUCCAUGGUAACCAGUCUACUCAGCUCAUCCUGCAGGCAGCUUUCCCAAUUCAGCAGCAGGGCACCUUCACUACCACCACUGCACAGCAGCAACAACAACAACAACAACAACAGCAACAACGUCAACAACCACAGCAGCAACAGCAGCACCGUCAGCAACAACUGAAGCCUCAGACUCAAAAGCAACAGAAAAGCCUGUCCAAUCACCGGACUGAUGGUGCCAGCGGCCAAUGACGAUAAACCAAAGGGUCGGCUUUCAUCAUCUCAGGAGCCAGUCAAAUGGACCUCCUGAGUUUGUUUCGCCCUCUUCUGGCCCAGUGAUUGGUGGUGUGUGUGGGUUUUUUUUGUUGUUGUUGUUAAUCGUCCUGGGAAGCUCAGUGUUGUUACAGGACCACAGACGUUUUCAUGAUUUUUAGCUUUCCACAAUUGAAUCAUGGGGAAGAGGAGAAGCCGUGGCGUGCUAAGGAACUCGCUGCUGUGCCCAUCACGAAAUCGGACACUGCACAGGCCUCCACCUUCCAGCUCCUCCCCACCCCCUGACAUUACCAUGGUAACAGUUGUCUGGCUGGGCUCUUCCACUUCUUCCUUCAUCAGCUGUCAAUCAAAGGUGUCUGUUUUUUUGUUUUUUAAAGAAAUAGUAAUAAUUAUUUAUUCAAAUGGAGAAAAAAAAACAUUUUGCUGGUUGUCAUCUUCACCAAAACCUCAGAAGAAGGCUGCUGUGUCUGGAUUUUAAUGUGCGCCUAAGAGCUUUGACUCACCAGUGGACGUCAAACGGACUCGGACUCUGUACAGUCCCUGUGUAACAUAACCUGUAAAUAUCCCGACAUAAAGGAAACAGCAGAAGCGCGUUUUUUUAUAAGAUGCAUGACCAGUGUAAACUUUUAUUCCUAGUUUUUGUUUUGAUUUUGAUUAUUAUUUUUUUUAAUGUUCUUGUAUUGUUCUAAACAGGGGGGAGGGGAUUGCCUUUUUUAAUUUUAAUCUAGAGUUUCUUCAGACUGGUCCAGAGGGAUUCUUGAGAGUGUGUCACAGUUUGUUUAAUACAGAGAAUUUAGGAUUUAAUGGAACACUUACGCAACUUCCAUAGACAUUAUUUUUUUCCUUAUAGGUAUGUUAAUGUAAUGGCAUACAGUUAGCCCUCCUGCUAGAGGAACCUUAGGUUAAAAAUGCUUGAAUAUACCUGUCUAAAUUUAAUCUCUAUACAAUGAAGUGCCAACAGGUGAACUAUAGUAUGAACUUUCUGCUGUGUUUUUGAAGCUACCUGUUAAAUUAGUUAGUGUUCAUGCCCCCCCCCCCCGGUGCCUCGGCCCCAUGUACCUUCCCCCACGUUGCCUCCACCCGUCGGGAGUGAGGCCACACGCCUCUUCGGGGCCUGUCCAGCUCAUCAGCUGGGAACCGCCAAUCGCUGACCUUUCACCCCUUAAACCCCAGUGCGUCUCCUGCCCGGUGGCAGGACGCUCACCCCUAUGCCUUCCUCUCAGGGCUUCCCGGUGCUCUGCCCCUAUGGCGUGGCCGACAAAGCCCUGGCGUCCCACCUCCGCCUCUCUCUCUCUCUCUCUCUCUCUCUCUCUCUCUCUCUCUCUCUCUCUCUCUCUCUCUCUCUCUCUCUCUCUCUCUGCGUUCAGGGGCUGAGUCGGAACGCUCACUUGCUUCAGCGCUCGUGGGCAGCGAAGUUGAUGGGGGACAGCUCUGUGUGCGUUGGCAAGGUCCAGUCACGCGGCGGCAUGCUGGGCACCAGUCUCUGUUCUCGCCCUCUGCCCGCGGUGUCAUAUUCAGGGUGGACAAGGCGACCCUCCAUCUGUGGGUCCUUCCACACAUAUGGGCUGUCCUAUGACCACAGAGAGGACUGUCUCCCCCGUUAGCAAAUCUCCAGUUCCAGCUGCAACUUGGUUUUCCCAGGAGGUC